AAAGGUUAUGAGUAUGUGUUCGCAAUAUGGAACUUUUGUGCUUGUGGUAUAUUAUUUGCAUGUUCCCUUAAGAGACCACGAAAUCCCGAAUUGAAGUAUGGAAGAAACCGCCGAGUAAUAUCUCAUGACACAGUUGCAUCUGUAUGGUCUCUCCUCACUUUCGGGUGGAUGUCAUCGAUGGUUAAGCUGAGUAACAGUCGUAAUCUCACAGAAGAAGACGUAUGGGAAUUACCAUAUAGAUGUCAAGCUGCUCAUUGCUACUAUGAAUUAGAUCG
This is a messenger RNA of Racocetra persica, 275 nucleotides long. The record is from the annotation of a GenBank genome assembly. NCBI's taxonomy places the organism in Eukaryota, Fungi, Glomeromycota, Glomeromycetes, Diversisporales, Gigasporaceae.